GCGGGAGGAGGAGGAGGAGGAGGAGGUGGAGGAAGGGAGAGGAGCAGCAGGUCCGGCCGCUGUCUUGGAUACCCCCAGCGGCGAGGCGGGCGAGGGGAAAGAUGGCGACGCUAGGAAGCGAGUCGCAUCCCUUCCCCGCCGUUGCUCUGGCGGCGGCAACUGCCGGAGUGGGCGGCGGCGGCGGCGGCAGCGGGUCGCUGGGUUUGCAGGCACCGCUGAAACGCGGUCUGGAGCGGGCGUUGGAGGAGGCAGCGCACUCCGGGGAGCUCAACCUGAGCGGCAGGAACCUGAAGGAGUUCCCGCGUAGCGCCGCCACCCUCAGCCACGACCUUUCCGAUACGGUGCGGGCAGAUUUAUCCAAGAAUAGAUUAGCAGAGGUUCCUACAGAGCUGUGCCAUUUUGUGUCCCUGGAAACACUAAAUCUCUACCACAAUUGUAUUAAAAUUGUACCAGAUGCCAUAGUGAACUUGCAAAUGCUAACUUACUUAAACCUGAGUCGAAAUCAGCUUUCUUCUUUGCCAGCUUGCCUGUGUGGUCUUCCUCUAAAAGUCUUAAUUGCAAGUAACAAUAAGCUAGGUUCCCUCCCAGAAGAGAUAGGUCAGCUAAAACAGUUAAUGGAACUGGAUGUCAGCUGUAACGAAAUCACAACUUUGCCACAGCAGAUAGGCAAGCUGAAAUGCUUAAAGGAGCUGAAUGUCAGAAGAAAUUACCUCGAAGUUUUACCCCAAGAACUAGUGCAGCUUCCCUUGGUGAAGUUUGACUUUUCCUGCAAUAAAGUGCUUGUGAUACCAAUUUGUUUUAGAAAGAUGGUGCAAUUACAAGUAUUACUGCUUGAGAAUAACCCUUUGCAGUCUCCACCAGCACAAAUUUGUACCAAGGGCAAGGUGCAUAUAUUCAAAUACCUGACUGUCCAGGCCUGUCAGAUUAAAACAGCAGACUCACUGUAUCUUAAUGCCAUAGAGCAACAGCAUUUGCCUCAGCCUGUGGAAGAGAGCAUUGAUGACAUCUACCCAAGUAAAAAGGAUUCAGAUUCAGGCGUCGGUAGUGACAAUGGUGACAAACGUUUGUCAGCAACAGAGCCAUCUGAUGAAGAUGCUAUCAGCUUUAAUGUUCCAAUGUCAGACAUUGUGGAAGAAGAUCAGGUGCUAAAGGAAGAUUCAGGUCCCCAUGCUAACUCAAGAAAAGUGGAAUUGCGUCAAGGAUCUUCUCACCGGGUUGUCAAUGACAAGGCAAGAGAAACAGGAAGCCAGUUUGAUGACUCGGAUACACUCACUACUGAAUUCAUGAGUUACAUUAAGAGCAGAGCAGCAGAAUGUGAUGAAUUACUGAGAAUAGAAGAGGACACCCAAUGGCAAACAGAUGAGAUAAUAAAUUUAUCAGAAGAACAAACCCUUGAUAUAGCAAUGAUAGAGCAACUGAGAGAAGCAGUAGAUUUAUUACAGGAUCCCAACAGCAGUCAAUUGCAGAUGGAGAUGUCUUCACUGGGUCAGAGAGAAGAUGCUGAAGGGGAAUUGGAAUUUCAGAGGAGGAGAGAUUUGAUUAUGGAGAAAGCCAAGCCUUGUGAACAGGCUGAAAAAUGGUCAUUGAAUCAGAACAAUCUAAUUGUUUGGAAUACAAGUGGGCAAACCUCUCACAAUGAGAGCAAGGAUAAAAGCCCAGCAAUGUCUCCUACUGCAAACACCACAAUCCCUUUUGGCCUGAAGCCACGAUCAGACCCAUCCCUCAGUCUUCCUCCUAUCUCCUUCAACACACUUACACAGGCACAAACAUGGGACAACUUUAGCUACAGUAUCCCAUCUGAAGGAGACAGUGACAAUGUGUUCUUAAGACCACAAAGGAAUCUGGAAUCAAUAGACCCACAAUUUACAAUUCGAAGGAAAAUGGAGCAGAUGAGAGAAGAGAGAGAGCUCGUGGAGCAGCUGCGUGAGAACAUUGAAACAAGACUAAAGAUUUGUUUACCUGAAGACUUGGGCUCUGCUCUGAUGGAUGGUGUAGUUCUGUGCCAUUUAGUGAAUCACGUUCGCCCUCGGUCUGUAGGAAGCAUUCAUGUACCUUCACCAGCAGUACCUAAACUUAGCAUGGCCAAAUGCAGGAGAAACGUGGAAAACUUUCUGGAUGCAUGUAGAAAACUGGGGAUACCAGAGGAGAAGCUCUGCCUACCACAUCACAUCCUAGAAGAAAAGGGCUUGGUAAAAGUGAGCAUAACAGUUCAAGCAUUGCUAGAUGUAACUACAGUGAAACAAGCUUUAUUCACAUGAAGCUGCUCUCUCUGCUGUGACCAGCUCCACUGUGCCACCAGAGAAUCAGAACACUGCCCACCUUUCCCAGCUGCAUUGAAAAACAGCCAAC
Messenger RNA from Dryobates pubescens (Downy woodpecker), 2349 nucleotides. RefSeq names its product leucine rich repeats and calponin homology domain containing 1 (gene LRCH1). The transcript has 20 exons. The record is from RefSeq and is a predicted model, not a curated record. Bases 102 to 2258 code for a protein of 718 amino acids. Gene Ontology annotation, molecular function: protein binding. NCBI's taxonomy places the organism in Eukaryota, Metazoa, Chordata, Aves, Piciformes, Picidae.